AUCAUUCCCUCUAUUGUACAGGCAGACAAUGAGGGCCAUGGGUAGAGGGUUUAAAAAGGAUAGACUCACGCAGACAGCAAACCACCCAGCACAGAGACAGCAACCAACAGUUGCGGUGCAUUUAGGAGGACUGUGCUAUCCCAGGCUUCUCCUUGAUGCUGUACACUUUAGCAGGAGGGGGCACACUCUGUGGUGUGGCCGCCCUCGUGCUCCUCAUAGUCUCCACGGCAACCGACUUCUGGAUGCAGUACCGCUACUCAGGCGCCUCGGCCAACCAGGGCCUCUGGAGGUUUUGCAUCAAUCACAAGUGCCAUGCCCACACCAUCACUGUGGCCUUCUGGGACGCGACGAGGGCCUUCAUGCUGCUGGCCGUGCUGAGCUGCUUCGCUGGCGUGGUGCUGGGCCUGAGUGCCUUCGCCAAUGGCACCAAGAGCAGGAGGGUCCGGAUGGGGGGCAUCGCUCUGCUCCUCUCAGGUUUUCUUGCUCUGUUAGCUCUGGCCAUCUACACGGGCGUGACUGUCAACUUUUUUGGCAAGCGCUUCCUUGAUUGGCGCUUCUCCUGGUCCUACAUCUUAGGUUGGGUGGCCAUCAUCUUAACGUUCGUUGCUGGUGUGUUCCAACUCUGUGCCUACCAGAAGAACAUUUCCGAACCACCUCCUCCUAACAUUCAAGAAAGCUAAAUGGAGCACAUCUUUUACUUGCACAAAACAUAACGAUCAACCUCUAGUCUUUAGCAUUAUCAUUGAUAGCAAUGUGACCACAAGGGAAACUACCGGUGUCCUUUGGAAAAAUCUACUGAACAGAAUAAAUAGGAAUAUUUGACUGUG
Messenger RNA from Oncorhynchus kisutch (coho salmon), 827 nucleotides. RefSeq names its product lens fiber membrane intrinsic protein. Gene Ontology annotation, cellular component: plasma membrane. Lineage: Eukaryota; Metazoa; Chordata; Actinopteri; Salmoniformes; Salmonidae. Gene Ontology annotation, molecular function: structural constituent of eye lens. The record is from RefSeq and is a predicted model, not a curated record. The transcript is spliced from 5 exons. The coding region runs from base 156 to 680 and encodes 174 amino acids.